AUGUUGAUAUUUUGAUCCGGAUUUCGGUAUCGUCGUUUCUCUUCACGGCUGUGCGAUCAGUCUUACUGCAAAUAUUUGCGUAACGAGUGCGAAACACGGUCUUUCUCGGCGCUUCUUUCGGGAAGCAUAAAGGCCGAGGAGGGGGAGAUGAUGGAGGACUUUGACGAGAUUUACGAGGAAGACGAAGAAGAGGACGAGGACAGGGCCGCGGAGGAGCAGCUGCUCAAAUACGCUCCGGACCCGGUGAUAGUGCGCGGAUCCGGACACGUCACUGUGUUUGGACUGAGCAAUAAAUUUGAGUCUGAGUUCCCCUCAGCCCUUACAGGGAAGGUUGCACCGGAGGAGUUCAAAGCCAGCAUAAACAAUGUGAACAGCUGUCUGAGGAAGGCUCUCCCAGUCAAUGUGCGCUGGCUGUUGUGCGGCUGUCUGUGCUGUUGCUGUACCCUGGGCUUUAGUCUGUGGCCGGUCAUCUGUCUGAGCAAGAGGACACGCAGAUCCAUAGAAAAGUUACUGGAGUGGGAAAACAACAGAUUGUAUCACAAGCUAUGUUUGCAUUGGAGGCUCAGCAAAAGGAAGUGUGAAACCAACAACAUGAUGGAAUAUGUCAUCCUGAUAGAGUUUCUACCCAAGAUUCCCAUCUUCAGGCCGGAUUAGCUGUGGCGGGCCAGAGCUCGUCCCUCCGGCGUGGUCUUCCUGAGGUGCCUUUCUCCGGUACAGUCAUGGGUUUUAUCAUGUGGCCUCGUCCCUUUUCCCUCCACACUCUGAGCCAGCGACUCAC
Messenger RNA from Carassius carassius (crucian carp), 778 nucleotides. RefSeq names its product cysteine-rich hydrophobic domain-containing protein 2. The coding region runs from base 148 to 654 and encodes 168 amino acids. The transcript has 6 exons. Lineage: Eukaryota; Metazoa; Chordata; Actinopteri; Cypriniformes; Cyprinidae. The record is from RefSeq and is a predicted model, not a curated record.